Molecule: messenger RNA, 1605 nt
Organism: Rhineura floridana
Lineage: Eukaryota; Metazoa; Chordata; Lepidosauria; Squamata; Rhineuridae
Product: CTD small phosphatase-like protein 2-B
Exons: 7
Coding region: 247-777 (176 amino acids)
Molecular function (GO): phosphoprotein phosphatase activity
Source: RefSeq, a predicted model, not a curated record
UAGAGAUAGGCGAAGAAGCGAUAGGCUUGACUACCCACACCGCAGGAUUCUUUUCAGGCUCUGCACUGCAUUGACUGCUAUGAAGCCUUUCUUUUAACAACUUGUUCAUUUCAUUCUAUGAGCUUCCCUGUCAGGACAAGAUCGGAAUCAGAAGUGUGAUAGAAGUGUAACGUCCCUCCUUUACAAUUAGAGAAUAGAGAGGGCUGUGUAGUGUGAAUAGAAACUAGCCUACUGUACAAAAGGAAAAUGCACUUUUGUUACUCUGCUCACUUUUGCCUGAGAACUCGGCCACCAUUGGUAUGUGGUCCUUGGAAGGGUCCCCUGCAGGAAGGGACUUUGGCGGUGUCCUCCCUGACAGCUCUCUGGGAUGAUGCGUCGGCAUUCACCACCUAUUUCCUGGAUAAGUCCUAUCAGGUUUCGAUGAAGCUGAGGCCCCACGUGCAUGAAUUCCUGGAAGCACUUGCCAAAAUCUAUGAGGUCUUUGUGUUCACCACUGCCAAGCAAGAGUAUGCUGAUAAAAUUCUGGAGGGCCUUGGAACACAGAGGAACCUGAUCAGGCACCCGUUGUAUCAAGAGGACUGCCUCUGUUGCAAUGGCUCCUACAGAAGGGAUCUCUCCGUGUUAGAGAGAGACCUGGACCGAACUGUGGCCGUUGCAAAUGACCGGCAAGCAUUCCAUUACCAGAUAUCCAACGUGGUACUGAUCCCAAGAUGGACGGGAGAUCCUCAGGACAAAGAGUUGCUGGGCCUGAUCCCUGUGCUGGAGAAGCUUAGCUAAAUGGUUGAUCUCCUGCUGCUACCAAACCGUGUGAUGAUGUAGAUGGGAUGCUCUCAUCAGGAUUCGCUGCCUCUUCUUCUUCUGCAGUUACAGAAUUCUCACUCAACUUGGCUGUUUGAAGUAGGCACUCCUUUCACUCUGCUAGGCCCCAAUCAGCAGGGAAUGACAAGGAAGCAUGCUAGAAGACUCUUCUCAGUGGCUUUAUAAGAUUGUUGUUUUACCACCAUUACUGCCCAAAUUAUAUGUGUCUAACAAUUUAGAAAUCUAAAACUGUAAUCCUAGGUUCAGUCUGAAGAAAUUCCACUGAACAAUGUGCAAUCGACUUCCGAAUAAAUGUGUAAAGGAUUGCACUCCACAUUCCUAAACACGCUUAGCAGUAUAAUCCUAUGGCCUAUGCUGGUCUGCUCAGAAAAAGGUUCUAUUGAGUUUAGUGGACUUAUUUGCAGGUAAGUGUGCUUGGGAUUUCAUCCUUAAGACUGAAUAUGAGACUUCUGAAAAAAGAUGCAUAGGAUUUAACUGUUAAAGAUGAAUCCCAAAUCCAUCUACUCGGAAGUAAAACCCACUGAAUUACAUAAGUUCAUUUUUCUCAUGUGCAUGCUGAGGACUGCAGAAACUUCCCACUGAAAUUAGUGCCAUUAAAACUUUAAAAAGAUCAGACCAUUAGUAUAGAAAUAAAACACAUGAUAAAGAUCCUUAUGUGGUCUGAUCCUAUACAGGUUUACUCUGAAGUAAGUCCCACUGAGUUCAGUGGGUUUUACUCCCAGGUAAGUGUGUACAGGAUUGCAGCAUUUACAGUCCAAUCAUAUGCAUAUAUACUUGGAAGUAAAU